Molecule: messenger RNA, 4909 nt
Organism: Scomber scombrus (Atlantic mackerel)
Lineage: Eukaryota; Metazoa; Chordata; Actinopteri; Scombriformes; Scombridae
Product: G patch domain-containing protein 2-like
Exons: 10
Coding region: 45-1487 (480 amino acids)
Source: RefSeq, a predicted model, not a curated record
CCCAGCUGUGCUGAAAACAAAACAAGACAGGCUGCGACUGCAUCAUGAUGGAUGAGCUGGUGCAGGACCUGGUGUCUGCACUGGAGCAGACCUCAGAGCAGAGUAAACUGGGGGAGCUGUGGGAGGAAAUGGUUCUGAGUCCACUGCACCAGCGCAGGCAGAUCCGCCGACGCAGAGGCCGCAAGCGCCAUCAUCGCGAUUCCUCCCUCUACCCGCUGGAGCACAGACGCUGCUGGAUUGAGGCCUCAGAGUCCAGCUUGGACGAGGCUUCUAAAAACUACAGGGGGAGCACUCGCUCAGCCUUCACAGCCUCUGUGGCCAACUGCAGUGACUCUGACGAUAUGACCGCAAACAACCAGUGGCACUCCCUCAUGAGAGGAGGCCCGGCCAGGACUAGGCAGCCCUCCUGGCCGGAGUCUGACUCCUUCACUGAGAAUAAUCCGGGGCGGCCACUCAGGAGGCGGAAGAAGGUCAAACGUAUGACCUCAGACGUCACGGUCAGGUUACAGCAGAAGUUAAAGGUUUCUGGUGUGGAUGGAAAACAGAGGCACAGGCCGUCUAGGAUGCAGCAUCUUUCAGGGUCCAAGAAUAGGUCUGGUGGUUGGGGGGGAGCAGACAGGCAGACUGAAGGAGCCAGGCUGAUGGGAAAGGAGCGCUGGAAGAGGAAGAUCACACUGGAGGCCAAGGAACACAGAGAUGGUGCAGAUGAGAACAUGUCUGAGGGUGAAACCAGCAGUACAUGCAGCAGUGAUCCUGGCCUUUUCACCAAUGAUGAGGGGAGGCAAGGUGAUGACGAGCAGAGUGACUGGUUCUUUGAGGGGGACUGUGGAGUCGGGUCAGGUGUGGCCAGCCUGCUACCCAGCUGGGAUUCAGACAAUCAGCUCUCCCUCGAGGAUAACCGCCCAUCUCCUACCUUCCUGCAACCUGCACGGCCCUCACAGAGAGGGUAUCAUUCGCGUCUUAAACGCCUGCCUGGCACCGCUGCCUGCUGCAUCAGGAAGGAUAGGAGGAGGCCUCCCAGCAAGGGCAACCGCAUGCCAGUGUUCGUAGAGAGGCUGAGACACUUUUCUCAAGAUCCUUACCAGAGAGACUUUUGGCUGCCUCCUGUUGGAAAACGAGACCGAAGCCAAUUGAACCCUCUGUGCGCAUUACCCGUGUGUCCCAUUGACAUGGUGUCAGAGAGCCCCCGUCUCAGAUGUUCCUCCUCAGUCUGCAGAAACAGGCAGACUAAUGUCACUCCGGGACUGUUAUGCACAGGAGACAUCGGGAGGAGGAGGAGGAAAACAGAAGCUUUGUCUGUCACAACAUCAGCCAACAACCCAUUUCAUAAGGAUCACCAGAAAGAAGAGGCACAGGGAGCCAGUAACACCUCAACCCUAGAGGCUGUGGUGGCCUCAGGGGCAUUGAAUGCAGCAGGUUCACAGUCUCCUACUUCUGUGAAGCCUGAGAGUUUAUCUUUCUCCCAGGGGGACCAUGAGGACACCUGAACGAAGGAUAAGCACGCCUGAGCCUGGAAGAACAUAACAAAGGGAAAGCCUGAAAAUAUCAGCGCUAAAAGUCUUGCUGCACAAACUUUAUGACAAAAAAAAAAACACAAAGCACUUCAUUACUCCUCAAAUCAGCAUGUUACUGCUAGAUCCAGUCUUUGUAGGUAGUAUAUUAAGCAUGACAAAUGUUAAUGCAAUCAAGCCUUGUUAAACCCUCCGCCAUCUCCUCAAAUAAGAAGGUGGUUUCAAGAGGCUCCUUGUUUGACUCAAGACUCUGCAGCUCCUUCUGUUUUUACACACAGUCUCCAGGCCACCUGCUACCACACAAUCUAACAAUUAUGUCCACUCUAGUAGCACAGCGUUUGUCAGCAGGAACACUGAGAGAGGAUGGUCAGUCGAGGCUGGGUGGCCGAUGGGGGGGGGGGGGGGGGGGUGUCAGGGGGUUGCUCUGCUUUACGCCAGCCAACAAUGGACGUGCAGCAGUGUGUACAGUCGCUAGCUCAGAAACAGGAGAGCAUCAGAAUGUUUAGCUACCACAUGCUGCUACAAGGUUCAGAGAGGCGACCACCGGUAGAGAGCCACACAAAGUACAGGCCUCCUAUUAGCAUGUAUUUGAAAAGCUACAGUUUUUACAAGGGUGCUCAUUAGCACAACACAGAGGGAGGGCCGCCUCUGUUCUCUUCAGCUUACCUUCCAUAUUCAAAUUUACCCAAACGUAUUUAAGUUCAAGGCCAGCCGCAAACCUCUUUGAACACUGUUUUUCCAGCAGUGGUAGGUGAGUUGCUCCUGGAACUGUGCAGAGAGCGAACGAGAGCCAGCAGAGAGGAGUUGGAGAAGCUCUUGGAGACAGGAGAGGAGAGUCGUACAUUGUAUUUUCACCUACCCUUGGGGUAUACAUUUCCCCAGCUCCCUCUGCAUCAGAUGCAUUAUAAGAUCAAUGGCAGCAUACAGUUAAAUCAGACACAGCUGUUCUCACCAAACUGGUAAACAAGCACUAUUUUCAGAAAAAUGUAUUUUUAUGUGGGAGUCAAGUGAUGUAUUCUGCUUGACCUGAACCAUGUGGGUAAUAGCUGUUGUAGUCUUUAAAAACUUAAACCUAUACUCCUGCUCAUGUUCAAAUCUUGAAAGGGUAUUUGACAGUGAAAUGUAGACUUUAAUUUAGACAACAGAGUAAUUUUUUCCCCCAGAAAAAAAUUAUCUGAAAUCCUCCCAGCAGCAAAAAGAACAGACAUGCACUUUGUGUAAUGACUACAAGAUACCUUUUUAGUGAAAUGAACUGGAUUAUCAGCCACAUAUCGCAUGUCUUUGCAGACACUUUAAAGCCUUAUUUAAGAGAAUAGUCGCAUUUAGUAGAAUGAGAUUUGCCAAUUAACGUGAGUUAUAUGUCUGCAAUAAUCCGUCUGAGAAGGCUUUAUGUGAUCAUGUUGGCCAGGGAUGACAUUUAUAAAUGCUGUGUGUGCACACUCGUCUAAAUGGAUGCCUCACACAAGACAUCCUGCCACAGGAAUCAGUCAAAGUGUUGAGGCUGAGACACCACCCGCCCACCCCCUUCCACUGCUUCUGCUGCUGCAGCUUGACCAGGGAGUCCAGCUACCAAUGGAGUCUUUCUGGGUAACGCCGUGCCAGGAAUACACCCCUGAUUGAGAACUGAGAAUAGUACAAAUUGAGGUUCGUAAUUAGAAAAAAGAAGCUUCUGAUAAAUACCUUGAUGGCUGCUUCAAGACAUAUGUCCCUGAACACGCUGACAGGUAUUGACUGUGUAGUGUUUUAAGGAGAGCUUCUGGCCGUUGCCUUAUCCGUCAGUCUGUGUUUUGGUGCCAAGGAAUUGACAAUAGGGGAAGAUGCAUCAGUUCACAUAUGGUGUCAUUAGUAUCAGGAGGGGAAUACCUCACAUGCCUCCAUGGUAAUUAGCAGUCACCAUAAUGACAUCUUAGCCAGACCGUAUGCCCCAAAAUGAAUUUCCAAUGGCCAGGAAGUGGGGGAAUGGCUUCCGUGCAGCCAGUCAAUUGCCCUGUUACAGUUAAGGAAUUCAGCAGGCUGGUACCACUCAUAUUUCAUCCCAGGUAAAGAUUACCUGUCAGGCCCAUGGGAGAUGUAUUGAUCUGUUUUCCUUUUUCUGCCAGCAAUCACCUGACAAAGGCACCUAGGAGGCGAGUGAAUGAGUGAUGCCUGGUCUGUCUGCUCCACCGUGGUGGCUCCUAGUGUCCACUGAUGGGUGGAGGGGGGUGAUGAGGAAGAGGUGAGAUAAUGCAGUCAUAAACUCUGUUUGAACCUCCUCUGUAUGCAUGCAGGGCAGCCUCUUUGUCCCCCGGGUCACAGGUCAGCGGGGAAUUUGCUUUUUUUGGGCUCCUUUCUUGUCAGCUGCGUUUGUUCUGCUGUGUAGUGUGUAGUGAUUAUAGAAACACAUUCAAAAGAAGCCCUCUGGUUCCUGCUGACAAAUGCAUGUUGUGAGUCACGGUAGUUCAACUCACUUUGGAUUUCAGAAGUGAUCUGGUUUGAUGUGGGCACCCCUCCCACAACGAAAUCCAGCCUUGUGUGGUCUCAGGGUUUCCUGCAACUGUCAGAAUGGUGAUACUGCACUAGCAAUGAUCAAUAACUUUUACAUUAUCUCAUUUUUUCUUGGCAGCUAAACAUAUUUAUAUAUUUGCCUUGUUCAUUGAAAUGUUGAUGUUAUCCAUCAAGCCAUGCGUUUAAAGUGAUUGCACUGUUUAAAAUGUGUAGUAUUUAUGAUGUGAUGCAUAAUUAUAGGUCCAUUAAUUGAGGAUUUAGGUCUGAGGACAUUAAAUUCAAUUUCAUGAUAGAUAGUACGGUAGAUAUGUCUCUAAUUUUUUUAUUAUCGUAUUUUUUAAUUUCAUGUACAAGGAUUUAAAUAUAUCUCCCUGAUAUCAGGGCUCUUAGGCAGCUAUCCACAUUUGAUACGUAGUACAAAUAGCAUCUUAUCUCAUGGGCUGUUAUCUUUAUAUUUAAUAGUAGUGAAGGCAUGCCUAAUUGCUUUGCAAAUGAUCUAAAGAGGAUCACUCCUCGCUUAGAAAACCUGCACAGUGUCACUAGAUGUUAGUGAGACACUUCAAUUACAAUGGUAAAACUUAAUCAAACCUGCUGUGCAGCGUUUAUGCAGUUCUGUUUUUCUUGAUCAUAUGUUCUUGAUCAAAAUAACUGUCAGUAUGAGGUGGACAUGUUUGAUUAGACUAUUCCAGAUAAGAAGCUGUUUUAAGAAACUGUUGUAGGUCUGUUAAAAAUGCCAUUUGUGUGUCUUCAAAAGGAUUUUGGGAAUUUUUAAAGAGGAUGUAUGUCUUGCCUAUAUGUCAUAUGUAUGAUAAUAAUCAUUCUUGUAUGUCAUGAGUAUUUAUAGAAAAAUGUGCAGUAUCUAUUUAUUCCAAAUACUGAAUUUGUGUGCAAUAAAUGAGUUUUGGUGAUCUUGA